CUGAAUUAGCGUAAUGAUACAAAAAGUCAGUGAAACUCAUUAUCACAAUUUUGUCCAAUUUACUGAGUUGGUGGAAUAAUAGAUCAGAAAGCUAGAAUCUUAAAAAAGAUGAUUCGAUUUAUUCUGAUACAAAACCGUGCUGGCAAGACGCGUUUAGCUAAGUGGUAUAUGAAUUUUGAUGAUGACGAAAAGCAAAAACUGAUUGAAGAGGUUCAUGCAGUGGUGACUGUAAGAGAUGCAAAGCAUACCAAUUUUGUGGAGUUUCGGAACUUUAAAAUUGUAUACCGUCGCUACGCCGGUCUUUAUUUCUGCAUAUGCGUUGAUGUCAACGACAAUAAUUUGUGCUAUCUUGAAGCGAUACACAAUUUCGUAGAAGUUCUUAAUGAAUAUUUCCAUAACGUAUGUGAAUUGGACCUAGUCUUCAACUUCUAUAAAGUGUACACGGUAGUAGACGAAAUGUUUUUGGCUGGAGAGAUACGUGAAACAUCCCAAACAAAGGUGCUCAAACAGUUAUUAACGCUCAAUUCGUUGGAAUAAAAAUUUGCUAAUAUCAAUGCAUUCCAUUUAUGUGUGUAUGUGUAUUUCAAAACAUUAAUAUGUUGCAAGAGCCAUACCAAUCCCAUGGAUGGUCUGGUAAUGGAUUUUGCGAUGGUCGAUCCAUCAGUUUACGAAUCUUUCAUUUUAAUCCAAUCCAUUGCGUUAAUAUAUUUCUCAGCUUAUAAGAAAAGUAAUUAGUAUUUGUUAUAGUGCUUGUAAAGUUAUUGUAGAAAUAAGUGAAUGUGUAUUACCUAUAUAAUUACACUCAAAAUCACACUGAUAUUCAAAUAAAAAAUUAUGUAUAUUUGCGCGAAAAGGCGUAUAUUUCAAACUUCAAAAAA
This is a messenger RNA of Bactrocera latifrons, 878 nucleotides long. It is a transcript of the gene AP-2sigma, whose product is annotated as AP-2 complex subunit sigma. The transcript has 3 exons. The coding region runs from base 109 to 537 and encodes 142 amino acids. Gene Ontology annotation, cellular component: intracellular membrane-bounded organelle; AP-2 adaptor complex; membrane coat. Gene Ontology annotation, biological process: intracellular protein transport; clathrin-dependent endocytosis. Lineage: Eukaryota; Metazoa; Arthropoda; Insecta; Diptera; Tephritidae. The record is from RefSeq and is a predicted model, not a curated record. Gene Ontology annotation, molecular function: clathrin-cargo adaptor activity.